CGAAAAGUGGAGCGGGCCUAGAGAGUGAACAGCCGCGGAGUGUCGCAGAUUCUCGGCGGUGGCGCGAGUCGCCGCUUUCCCCCUUCCCGAGUUCGUAGUCAAGCACCGCUCUCAUCAUGCUGAUGAGCUCCGCCGCCAGUUCGGACCAGGAGAACCAAGAGAAUGUCCCCCCGGGGACGAAGGGCGCUCCCCUCUUGGUCGCCGCUCCGGGCACCCGGACGGUGUUGGGACUUCUGCGGGACAAUCAGCAUCGCUUGGCCCAGCCACAGGUUCCUCUCUGUCAAAUACCGUGGAGUACUAAUGAUGAGAACUACGUUGACAUUCCAGUUGGCAAAAUGGGGAAUAAGCAACCUGCUUUUACCAUCCAUAUGGAUGAGCCUGAGAGUACGACCAAAGAAAAAGGUGCAACCAAAAGGACUUUGCCUAAUAAGGAGUACCUGGCCUUGGAAGCUGCUGUGGCCUCAAUGGGCAGCAGGAAACCUUUGACUCCUAUAGAGAAUCCAAUGGAUCUUGGCUCUGGGUCUCCAAGUAUAAUGGACAUGUCAAUAGUCCAAGACAUAGAAGAAAGAGUAAACGUUAAUCAUGUACCUGACUACAUUGACGACAUCUUUAAGUAUCUCAAGGAAAUGGAGGUGAAAUGCAAGCCCAAAGUGGGUUACAUGAAGAAGCAGCCAGAUAUUACAAAUAACAUGCGAGCUAUUCUUGUGGACUGGCUAGUGGAAGUUGGUGAAGAAUACAAACUGCAAAAUGAGACUCUUCACCUGGCUGUAAACUACAUUGACAGGUUUCUUUCUUCUAUGUCAGUACUAAGAGGGAAGCUUCAACUUGUAGGAACUGCAGCCAUGCUGUUAGCAUCGAAGUUCGAGGAAAUCUACCCUCCUGAAGUGACAGAAUUUGUUUACAUCACAGAUGACACUUACACAAAAAAACAAGUCCUAAGGAUGGAGCACUUAGUUCUAAAAGUUUUGUCAUUUGACUUGGCAGCACCAACUAUAAACCAGUUCCUUUCUCAGUACUUCUUACACCAGCCAGCUUGUUCCCAAGUGGAAAACCUGGCAACGUAUUUGGGAGAGCUAAGCCUAAUUGAUGCUGACCCAUUCCUGAAAUACUUGCCAUCGGUCAUUGCUGCUGCAGCAUUUCAUAUAGCAAACUACACAAUUACUGGAAGAACCUGGCCUGAAUCUCUUGUUAAAGUGACAGGAUACACAAUAGAAAGUCUUCAGCCUUGUCUCAUGGAUCUCCACCAGACCUACCACAGAGCAGCACAGCAUACGCAACAGUCCGUAAGGGAAAAAUACAAGACGUUAAAGUACAAUGCAGUAUCGCUCAUUGAACCACCAGAGAGACUAGACUUAUAACAAUCAAGAGACUGAGGCUCUCAAAGGUGUAUAUUACCCACAACAGCAAUGUACAGUUUUAAACUUUUACUUAUACUUCAAUCACUCUGGUAUAUUACCACAGAAAAUUAUGAAGUUUUCUACUUUUAUAAGGUUUUAAUGUAAUGUAAACUUUUGUAAAUGCAAUCUUGUUCUAAGUACUUAGGUGGUGCUCUUUAAAGUUCUGGGGAAACAAACCAUGCCGGUAAACCACUUAAGUCACUCCUCAUAGUUUUAAGGAGAAGAGCAGCAUAUCUAAUUAGGGAUUUUGACUCUAAACGACAGAUCAAGAUAGCUUGGAGUCAGUCAGCAUGCUUGAGAUACUACGAGUCAGUCCUUUUCCAGACUCAAAGGUUACUACAGGAUAUUUUGAUACGUCAGUUAGCAAUUUAAUGUUUACAAUUAGCAAAACGAUGCUAUUAGGCCUCUUCCAGCUAACAACUAAAAUCUCAAGCCAGCUGCUGGAAGCCUGUAACAUACACAGGGCUGCAAAACUACAAGGCACUGAAGGUGCUUACAAAACACUGCGUGAACUAUGACUCUGGCCAGCAGUUUGGAGUCAAGGAAACAACUGGUAGGUCUCCUGCUGUGAAAAUAACUGCUGGAGUCUGGAAACUGCCUUGGCUCUGGUAUCGAUGGAGCAACAGUUAAUCUUUGUUGGUAUUUGUCAGACUAGGCUUGGCUUUUUGACCUACAGGUGCAAUGGCUAUGUAUUCAAGACUAGAGUUAGAAGGAUAAUGCAGUGCUGAACAAUGCUCCCCUUAACCACUGCAAAAAGGGCAAGCUCAGCAAACCUCUGCAGGGGGAACAUAUCACUACGCUCCCGCUGUAGGCAAUGAAGGCCAGUUGUUCUAUUUUCACUACAAUUAAGAGUACUGACACAGAAGAAGUAGUGGGCAUCUUGCAUGAAUAAACCCUAGUUCAAAAGGUUUUCUAUAUUUGUAAGAAUGGGUAUUUUAUACUUUUAUCAGUAGAACUGUGUUCUUGUAAACCAGACUAAUGCUGCUUGCUGUGCUUACGGUGAACCAAACCAUGGGAAGAGCAAAUGUAAACUAUCUUGAAG
Messenger RNA from Gekko japonicus, 2439 nucleotides. RefSeq names its product cyclin A2 (gene CCNA2). Gene Ontology annotation, biological process: mitotic cell cycle phase transition; regulation of cyclin-dependent protein serine/threonine kinase activity. Lineage: Eukaryota; Metazoa; Chordata; Lepidosauria; Squamata; Gekkonidae. Gene Ontology annotation, cellular component: cyclin A2-CDK2 complex; nucleus; cytoplasm. The record is from RefSeq and is a predicted model, not a curated record. Gene Ontology annotation, molecular function: cyclin-dependent protein serine/threonine kinase regulator activity.